CGGGCUUUUUCAGGCAAAGUUCGGCCUUUUUAACUAAAAAGGCGUUUGUUAUGCUUGCCCAAACCCGCCUUAUUUUCGGGCCGGGCUAGUAGGUCAGGGCAAUGUUGAUCGCCUGCUCUACGGAAUAGUAGGUGAAUUUCAAAUGUGGCAAAACGUCCUAAUAAGACAAAAGGAAAUGACCACUAUACCCAUAAUAAAUGACUGAAAAGACUUUUAUACCCUCAUAAGUUUAAAAAAAAAAAAAAUGGCGAUGAGCAUAGCCCUGCCUAGUCCUAGUGCCUCCUUUCUCUGUGAGUUCUCCAUUGAAGUGCACUUAACAUCGCACUUGACGUUUUCCAUCGAGGCAUUGUAUCCCCCAUUGAAGCAGUUUCCGAGGUUAAACGAGGCGAACCCAAUCUGACAUGAUAUGGAUAUGAGGUUGAAACGUUGUACCAGCACCACUACUACCUUGCAAGAGGACGUUGAUAAUAGAAACCUUGAUAGACUUACUUGCCUAUCUGAUGAAUUGUUAAUUUAUAUAAUUUCUUCACUUCCUACUAAGGAUGCUGCUGCUGCUUGCGCCUCGUCUAAGAGGAUGAUUACCAAUAUAUUCCAUUCGCUUACUCACCUCAACUUUGAUGAUUCGCCUAUAAGUCAUUGUUCGGUGACACCCUAUGCAAUCGAACGUUUCCCCACUUUUGUCGCCUUUGUAGACUCCGUUCUCCAAUCAUACCACUCUCGCUAUCUUACAAGCUUUAGUCUCGGAGUGGGUGCGCCCUUUCUUGAGAGGUCCAGGGAUAAUCACAAGCAUAGAGAAUAUAGGUGUUGCAACGGCUUUUGUCCAGACUUGAAAUCCACGCAUAUUAAUGCGUGGAUUUCUUUUCCUUUAACCUUUUCUGGACUCAAGGAGCUCAACCUCCGUAUUCAUGUGAGGGAAGAAGGGGUUAUUCAGCUGCCACCAGAAGUUUUCAAGUGUGAGACAUUGGAGAUUUUGAAGCUUGAUACUAACCUUGGUCUUGAUCAAGCUUCAACCUAUACAUCCUUCCGUCUUCCUAGCCUGAAACUACUCUCCUUACAUGCUGCUAUGAUUCCCGACGAUGGCCUUGUGACAAGGCUUGUUUCAAGCUGCCCUAUACUUGAGGAUCUCACUUUGCUUGCAACUUGGAAACAUGCCUGUUAUAUAAGUAUCUCUUCGCCUUCUCUUCGGAGACUAUCUCUGGAAGUGUUGAACAAAUUUGAGGAGCAUCACAGCAGUGACUUGGUGCUUAUUCUUACUCCUAAUUUGGAGUAUCUUUACUACGGUGGUGAUUUAGCAUCACAUUACAACAUCAUAAACAUGGAUCGCCUUGUCAAAGCAGACCUUGUUAUUGAAAAUGACUCCUUGGAGAUUACAUUUGAGGUUUCUGGCCAAGUAAAACUCAGCCUUUUGAGGCCAUUGUCUAAUGUUCAGCAUUUGACUGUGAACGAUACAUUCUUAGAGGAAUUAAACCAUAAAGAGUUAAAGGAUCAACUGCCCGUGUUUUGUUAUUUGAAGUGUUUAGAACUGGGUUUCAAUGAAGGUAGCUUUUGGGAUAGUAUAUUGUUGGGAUUUCUUAAUCGUUCGCCUGUCUUGGAAACACUUGUAUUCCCUGAGGGAUUAACUGUAUAUCCUGAGUUAUAUGACGAGGAGGAACUUGCUUCAGAACAACAGUUUUGUAGAACAGCUCUGGUAGAUGUUCCUACAUGUUGCAGAUAUCAUCUUAAAAAAAUUGUGAUUAAAAAUUUCUUGGGAUAUGACAGGGAAAUAGAUUUGAUCCAGUUUUUCCUGACAAAUGCAUUAGUUCUGGAGAAUUUGGUCUUAUACCCGGAUCCCAGUGCAAAUGUAGAUCAAAUGAUGACAGUUCAGAGCACAUUGCAAAACUUACCGCGUGCCUCUGUCACCUGUUCAAUUCAAGUAGUGUAGAUUUGGAAGAAUUGCUCAAGCGCCUGAGCUUGAGUGCAAAUUGCAGAAGUUUCCAGCGGCCUCUGUCUCCUGCUGGAUUCAAGUAAUGAUCGAGGAAUUUGCACUGUCCUGAGAAAUGUUUAUCUUCUAUUUAUUUGCCCUGGUUUAUCUAUAUAUAUGUAAACAAUAUUUUGAUUAGUU
Molecule: messenger RNA, 2101 nt
Organism: Chenopodium quinoa (quinoa)
Lineage: Eukaryota; Viridiplantae; Streptophyta; Magnoliopsida; Caryophyllales; Amaranthaceae
Product: F-box/LRR-repeat protein At4g14103-like
Exons: 4
Coding region: 407-1921 (504 amino acids)
Molecular function (GO): protein binding
Source: RefSeq, a predicted model, not a curated record